Messenger RNA from Leguminivora glycinivorella, 2061 nucleotides. RefSeq names its product 4-hydroxybutyrate coenzyme A transferase. The record is from RefSeq and is a predicted model, not a curated record. Gene Ontology annotation, molecular function: acetate CoA-transferase activity. Lineage: Eukaryota; Metazoa; Arthropoda; Insecta; Lepidoptera; Tortricidae. Gene Ontology annotation, cellular component: mitochondrion. The transcript is spliced from 10 exons. Gene Ontology annotation, biological process: acetate metabolic process. The coding region runs from base 173 to 1597 and encodes 474 amino acids.
UCAUUCUGCCGCGGCGGAGCCGACGAUACGAACGUUACUUGUUUAUUUUUAAGCGGGAGGUGUGUCCGAAAUAAGUGAAAUAACAACGUUUAUUAUUUUUCCGCAAUAUCAAAAUUUCCUCCUACGAAUAGUUCUGUGUAUAGCGUAACGUAAGAUUAAUAUAUUCGCCACCAUGUCGGUUAUGGGAAAAAUAAUACCUAAUGUUUCGAGCCGGAAUUUCGGGCGUAUUAGUGCCGCGUUGACAAAUAGAACGUAUUUCACAUAUACACAGGAAUUAUCACAGCCUGUGGACAAGAAGCCUGAGAAGGUGAAUGCAACGGAAGCGUUUCAAAAAUGUUUGAAAUCAGGUCAAACGGUAUACGCUCAAGGCGCCGCGGCGACCCCUGUACCACUCUUAGACGCCAUGACAGCUGUGGGUAAAGCUGGGUCUCUCAAGGACAUCAGGGUUGUUCACAUGCACACAGAGAAAGAAGCUGCCUACACAGCGCCUGAGUGUGAAGGCAUCUUUAGGUCAUGUUCCUUGUUUAUGGGAGCCAACGUCCGUAAAGCUGUUGCCGAGGGACGGGGCGAUGCCAUCCCCAUCUUCCUCCAGGACAUCCCUAAACUGUUCCACAGGAAGAUCAUCCAGCCCGACAUUGCUCUCAUUCAGGUAUCUCCUCCAGACCACCACGGCUACUGCAGUUUAGGCACGUCCGUAGACUGCGUACGCGCAGCUCUGGUCAACUCUAAAAUCAUUAUCGCUCAAGUAAACGUGAAUAUGCCUCGGACAUUCGGCGACGCAAUCAUCCAUAUAUCACACAUCGACUACGCUGUUGAAGACAAUACUCCAUUACCGGAGCAUGGUGGCAAAGCCGCCAGCCCUGAGGAGACGAAGAUUGGUCAGCUGAUAGGUGACAACUUAGUUGAAAAUGGAGCCACGCUUCAAAUGGGUAUCGGCAGCAUCCCCGACGCCGUGCUGUCAUGCCUGAAGAACCACAAGGACCUAGGCAUCCACUCUGAGAUGUUCAGCGUUGGGGUCAUUGACCUGUUCCGCCGCGGCUGCAUCACUAACAACAAGAAGAAGACUCAUCGCGGUCGUAUCGUCGGUAGUUUCCUGGUCGGCAAUCGUGAGCUCUACGAUUUCGUCGACAACAACCCCGUUCUUGAAAUGCUGGAGAUCGACUACGUGAACAACACGCAUAUCGUGUCUCUGCAGCCCACCAUGACUGCUAUCAACUCCUGUAUCGAGGUGGACCUCACUGGCCAAAUAGCUUCGGAUUCCAUCGGUACUCGCAUGUAUUCCGGUUUCGGCGGGCAGGUGGACUUCAUCCGCGGCGCCGCCGAGUCCGUGGACGGGCGCGGCAAGCCCAUCAUCGCCAUGGUCUCCAGCACCAAGAGAGGCGAGAGCAAGAUCGUACCUACUCUUAAAGUCGGAGCCGGAGUGGUAACUACUCGGGCCCACGUCCACUACAUAGUCACCGAGCAAGGUAUCGCGUACCUGUUCGGCAAAACUCUCCGCCAGCGGGCCUACGAGCUCAUCAAGAUCGCCCACCCCGACCACCGCCAGGCUCUCGAGAAGGCCGCCUUCGAAAGACUAAAGUGCAUGCCCGCACCUUAAAUAAUGACCCCUUUGCAAAAGUAUUCAAGUAGCACCCUUUUGGGUUGCCAGUAUAAAGAAACUACGUUAUGGUAGUUUAAGUUUACCUAGUUGCAUGAUAAGUACACUGCCUUUUUACAAUUUAUAUUGGCUGUUUGCAGUGAUUCCAUUAUGCAUUUGGAUUGGUUUUUAGGGCGCUAGUGUCAGUAGUCUCCAAUAUAGCCUAAUGUUACCGAUUGCCUUAUAAAAUAUCAAUAGAUAAAACUUAUUGUUCAAUAAAUAGGCGAUACCUCGUCAUUAGAUUAUUUAAGAACACAAAAUCAACUUAUUUUUAAUUCUUUUACAUUUUGGUCGAAUUUAUUUAUAGUAUUUUUUUGUAAGUUAUGUGCUUCUUGUAACACUGCGAAUUUAUAUUGUUAACAGUGAUUAUUUUCGAUUAAUUAUGUUGUAUUUUUUAUGUAUUAAAUGUACUUCUAGUUGAAAAA